Lycium ferocissimum is the source of this 928-nucleotide messenger RNA. RefSeq names its product putative glycine-rich cell wall structural protein 1. The record is from RefSeq and is a predicted model, not a curated record. Bases 49 to 609 code for a protein of 186 amino acids. NCBI's taxonomy places the organism in Eukaryota, Viridiplantae, Streptophyta, Magnoliopsida, Solanales, Solanaceae. The transcript has 2 exons.
UCAUAGUACCUCAAAAAUCCACAAUCUACUUAAUACUUUAGGUCUUUGAUGGCUACUCCAGCACUCAGUCUCACAAAAGAAAGACCACGAAAGCAAAUGCUAACAAUAGAUGCAAAGAUGAGAUGCAAGUUGAUGCUUGUUUUAGUUCUCGGAGUUCUAGUGCGAACUUCCUCUGCAAGGAAGCUUCUGGGGGAUACAUUAUUACCCAAUUUACCUAAUUUCAACGGUGGAUUUGACCAAAUUUUAGGAGGUCUUGGCAGCGGCGGCGGCGGUGGUGGAGGUGGAGGAGGAGGUACUAAUGGUGGAUUUGGUGCUGGUUUCGGAUUUGGCGAGGGUCAUGGAUCAGGUGCAAAUGGCGAGUUUGACCAAAUUGUAGGAGGUCUUGUUGGUGGUGGCGGCGGUGGCGGAGGUGGAGGCGGAGGUGGAGGUGGAGGAGGUAGUGAUGGUGGAUUUGGUUCUGGCUUUGGAUAUGGCGAGGGUCAUGGAUCGGGUGCAAAUGGUAGUGGUGGCGGUGGUGGAGGGGGCGGCGGCGGCGGCGGCGGUGGUCAACAUGGUGGUAGUGGUUUUGGCGCCGGAGCAGGAUGGGGACAUGGUGGUGGUGGCAAUUGAUACCACCAUAUGAUCAAGAAAUUCCUUUUUUAUAUAACAAAUGAGAAUCAAAUUAAAAGCAAGUAAUUUGCUAUAAGGAUUCUGUUUUUCUCUUAAUUAAUUCCUAAUUAUUAUGGCCAGUUGUUAUUGAAUAAACAUUUUGCUAGUGCAAACUUUUUGAUUGUUAGAACAUGGUACCAAUGUUUGAAAUGAUGUACCUCUACUCUUGCUUUGUUUUCAGCGCUUUAUUAAAAUAAUGAUACAAUUUUUUAAGCCCCGACCAAAUAGUCCAGUGACCAAUUUCUUUUAACUUCAAAUAAUAAACUUACGAGUUUAAACU